Molecule: messenger RNA, 2856 nt
Organism: Klebsormidium nitens
Lineage: Eukaryota; Viridiplantae; Streptophyta; Klebsormidiophyceae; Klebsormidiales; Klebsormidiaceae
Source: the annotation of a GenBank genome assembly
AUGGCAGACAUUAGGGCGGACAAGGAUGCGGCUAGGGAAAGCAGGGAUGACUCAGACCCUAAAAAGGGUCUGGUGGACACCAGCUUUGCAGCGGGGUUUGAGACCAAGGCGUUCGAGGCCCUUGAGAGGGACUUUCAGGAGGUGUUGACGGAGCUCCAAGGAGACAAGAGCUUGGAGAGGUUCCGGUUGGAGUACGAAAAGAUCCACCGGGCACUCAAGAAGUCUCAUGAGAGCGAGAAGCGGCUGAUCAAGAAGUGCCGGGAGCUGAACAACGAGAUCGUGAGCAAUGCGGCCAAGGUGCAGACGGCGCUCAAGCUGAGCGAGGAAGACCAGGCAACCAUCGGGGCGCUCAAGAAGGAGAUCGAAAAGGCAUGGAAGAUGGUGGAUGCAAGCCACGAGAAGGAGGCCAAGGCAAAGGAAAACAUCCAGCAACUGAAGCUGGAGAUAACAAACCUGAGCCGACUGGUGGAGCAGGGGGCAGGCCUCAACGUGGGUCAAGAAAACACGGUCAACGAGCUGUUGAAGCAGAAGGAGGAGCUGAUCAAGGAGCGCGACUCCCAGGUGGACCUCAUCGUGCAACUCCGGACGGAAGUCGUCAACAACAAUCAAAAGCUGCGCGGGGCAGAGCAAGACAAGAUUGCGAUGGAGCACGAGAUUGCGAAACUGAGGGACAGCAUCGCAGCAAGGAAAGCGGACGAGGAGAGGGAGAUGCGCAAGAAGGAACGGAUGGAGAAGGAGCUGAAGGACCUGAAAGCGUCGCUGGAGAUGAAGAGCGCGGACAUCAAGACGAAGCAAGGGUCGAUCGCGCUGGGGCAAGAGCAGAUCUCCAAGCUGGAGCAUAUGCUGAAAGAGCAGAAGAGCGCGACUGAGAAGGGGCAGAAAGAACUGGACGGACUGAAUCAGAAGGUGACAAAGCUGCACGCAGAUCUGGAGGAGCAGAUUCACACCAACACGCAGCUGCUGGCCGAGAACAGCCAGAAGCAAGUCGAGCUUAAACUGAAGGAAGAGGAGAUCGCGUCUAUCAAGCUGGAGGCGGUUCGCGUGAACAAGCUGCGGGAAACGACGCUGAACAAGAUGAAGCUGCUCGAGAAGCAGAAGACGGAGGUGGAGAAGCAGAGGGAUGACGUCCGGGCUGAGAUCAUGGAGUUUGAGACGAAGACAGUAAUCAAGAUGAAGCUGCUGGAGAAGCACAAGGCCGAAGUGGAGAAGCAAAGGAAUGACGUGCGCGCCGAAACCAAGGCAUUGGAGCGUGACGUGGAGGCGCAGCGGAAGGCCACGGACGCGGAGAAGCGGAAGCAGGACGAGCUUACGCGCGAGCGCGACGUCCUCAACAAGCUGAAGACGCAGGCCGAGAAUGCGACCACGAAGCAACAGGACUUGGUUAGGGUUAACGAGGGCGCGAAGAAGAACCUGGAGCAGGAGAUCCAGGGCUACCGAGCGGAAGCGGAACGGCAGCAGAAGCUGAUCUUGCAACUAGAGAGGGAGAGGGAGAAGUACGGGGCCGAGGCGUCGCAGGUUGGGGCAAAGUAUCUGCAGGCUCUUGAGGAGGUCAAGGUGCGCGAGAUGGCGAUCCUGGACCUGCAGAGGAAGAUCGUAGACGGUGAGAACAAGCUGAAGCAGCAGCAGAACCUGUACGAGGCGGUCCGCUCCGACCGCAACCUCUACUCCAAGAACCUCAUUGAGGCGCAGGACGAGAUCGAGGAGAUGAAGCGCAAGUUCAAGAUCAUGAACCACCAAGUGGAGCAGCUCAAGGAGGAGAUCGGGGCCAAGGACUUGGCGCUCGUGAAGGAACACUUCGACCACAUGAAGGUGGACAAGGAAAAGGAGAGCCUCCGCUUCGAGCUCAACAAGACGCAGACCCAGGUAACGGAAGCGGAAUCCGCCAUCGCGAGCCAGAAGGCGGAAAUCGAGAAGCUAAACCACAUCAUCACGGAAGCCGACUCUGAGCGGCUGCGCCAAAAGAAGGAGUACGAUGUCGUCAUCAACGAGAGGGACAUCCUGGGGACGCAGUUGAUCCGGCGGAACGACGAGCUCGCUCUGCUGUACGAGAAGAUCAAGAUCCAGCAGUCAACUCUGACCAAGGGCCAUAUCCAGUAUCGCGACCGGUUGAACGAGAUCCGGGUUCUGAAGAUCAAGCUGCAAGACCUGAAGCGGGAACUGGGCAUUCUUUUGCACUCGGUACAAAACAUCGACGUAUUGAAGAGGGAGGUUCAUCAUCUAGGGAGGGAGCUUCUACAAGAACGAACGAAGGUGAAAGCGCUCUCCGAGGAGCUGGAGAACCCGCUGAACGUGCACCGGUGGCGAAAACUAGAGGGCAGCGAGCCGGAGACGUUCGAGAUGAUCCAGAAGAUCCAAAUGCUGCAGAAGCGGCUCAUCUCAAAGACGGAAGAGGCGGUGGAGAAAGACCUGCUGAUCCAGGAGAAGGAGAAGCUGUACAUCGAGCUGAAGAACAUUCUGGCGCGGCAGCCCGGGCCGGAAGUCGCGGAUCAGCUGAGCGUGUAUCAGGGCAACCUGCGGGAGAAGACGAAACAGAUGAAGGCCAUGGCGGCAGAGCUCAACAUGUACCAGGCCCAAGUAAACGAGUACAAGUACGAGAUCGAGCGGCUGACGCGGGAGCUCGAGUCAAUAAAGAAGAAGUACUACGAGGCGAAGAAGCGGGAGCAGGCAGAGCGAGAGAAGAGCAAGUCUCUCGACGGGUCAGACGCAGCCGUAAAGCAGGCCCUGUUGCGCAGCAUGCAACAACCGAGGUUCACGGGAGGGGGUUUCAGCAUAUCCAGUAACUAACUUAUGGACGGAACAGUGGCGUUUUCGAAGCGCGGCCGUCCGAGCGUGUAUAUAUAUUAUCCACUAGCAACA